AUGAAAGAAGCUAUCAUCGACCAGACCCUUACGGCCAUCAUCCGUGAUGUGGAAAUUCCCACUCCUCAACCCGGCCAGGUCCUCAUCAGAGUAAUAGUGUCCGGCACAAACCCAAAGGACUGGAAGCUCCCGAAGUGGGAGCCAGACCGCAUCUUGAACCAGGGUGACGAUAUCGCCGGGUAUGUGGAAGCAAUCGGCGAAGGUGUUGUGAAUUUCCGCAAAGGAGACAAGGUAGCCGCCUUUCACGAGAUGCUCAGCCCGAACGGAAGCUAUGGCGAAUACGCCAUUGCUUGGGAACACACUACUUUCCAUCUGACCGAGAAGACCAGCUUCGAAGAGGCCGCAACCAUCCCUCUCGCUGCAAUGACUGCCGCGUUGGGCUUGUUCCAACGGCUGAAACUGCCUCUUCCCUGGCUUCCGGCUGAUAAGCCGACCCCGCUGGUGGUCUACGGCGGCGCCUCGGCAGUCGGCGCUUUCGCCAUAAAGUUCGCCCAAUUGUCGAACAUCCACCCCAUCAUUGCUGUCGCCGGAAAGGGCGCCCCCUUCGUCGAGACUCUGAUCAGCAGAGAGAAGGGCGACACGAUUAUCGAUUACCGUGAAGGCGAUGAGGCUGUUCGCGCGGGCAUCAGAAAAGCUGCUAACGGAAUUCCCGUGCACGACGCCUACGAUGCCGUUUCCGAGAAAGGAAGUUACCUCAACCUCAGUGCCGUUCUUGACACACCCGGUGCGAUUACUGUCGUCUUGCCCUGGACAGACUAUGGGUCAUACGAGGAUAUCGAGAUCCGCAGAACUAUGGUUGGAAGUGUCCAUGCACCACCCGCCGAGGGCCAGACUCUUGGCGAUAAGGAGUUUGGUGCUGCUUUCUUCCAGUUCAUUGGUAGAGGUUUGGCACAGGGCUGGUUCUCGGGCCACCCAUACGAAGUCAGAAAGGGUGGACUUGGUGCUGUUGAGGGUGCUCUCAAGGAUCUCGAGGCUGGCAAGGCCUCUGCGGUGAAGUAUGUCUUCAGAAUUGCCGAGACCGAGGGACUUCAGCAGUAG
Messenger RNA from Penicillium bovifimosum, 1038 nucleotides. RefSeq names its product zinc-binding alcohol dehydrogenase family protein. The coding region runs from base 1 to 1038 and encodes 345 amino acids. The record is from RefSeq and is a predicted model, not a curated record. NCBI's taxonomy places the organism in Eukaryota, Fungi, Ascomycota, Eurotiomycetes, Eurotiales, Aspergillaceae. The transcript has 2 exons. Gene Ontology annotation, molecular function: oxidoreductase activity, acting on NAD(P)H.